Molecule: messenger RNA, 1934 nt
Organism: Saprolegnia diclina VS20
Lineage: Eukaryota; Oomycota; Saprolegniomycetes; Saprolegniales; Saprolegniaceae
Exons: 5
Coding region: 198-1766 (522 amino acids)
Biological process (GO): intermembrane lipid transfer; ceramide transport
Cellular component (GO): membrane; cytoplasm; cytosol
Molecular function (GO): ceramide 1-phosphate transfer activity; ceramide 1-phosphate binding; metal ion binding
Source: RefSeq, a predicted model, not a curated record
GCUUGGUGCUCGCCGACGAACAGUGUCGUGGCCGUCGAGACCAAGAUGCGCAUCGUCACUCCUCUGCCGCUCGCGUUGAGUUUGGUUGUCGCCAAGUGCGUCGGUAUACAAAGAACAAGACAACGCGUGUUUCUCACGUGAGCAACGGCUCAAAAUAGCAAGAUUUGGAGAUUCGCCGCAGUCGCAUCAUCCUCGUCAUGAGCUCGCCAGAGCUCAGCCCUGCAUCGCCGCUGCUGCGACCCAUGACGCCCCCGCGCCGACCUAGCACGCCGACGCGGACGCCGCCACGCAACCCGAGCACGCCGCCGCGGACGCCGAUGCGCCGCCCGAGCGAGCCGCCGACGCCUGUCCUCCGUGCGCUCGGGUCGUUGGACGACGAACCGCCGCUCGCUGAAAACUACCACGAGUGCCCCGUGUGCCAACGCCACUUCUCACUCGUGCGCUUCAAGCACCGCUGCAAGGCGUGCAAUCGCAAGGUGUGCAACGACUGCUCCAAGAGCCGCUUGCGCCUCAGCGACAUGGGCCUCGUGCACCGCGAUAAGAAGGGCAACAUCAAGCACGACCGCGGUCGCCGUGGCGCACGCGUGUGCGAUCCGUGCGCGCGCAGCUACUUUGCGACCAAAAUGGAGGCCGCGCCAGCCGCCGCCGCAAGCGCCAACGACGACGACGCGCUCGUACUCUCGCCCUCGAUCGCGCCUCUUCUCUCUGCGCCGCGCUCGCGCCCAAAGCGAUCUUCGGUGCCGCUGCGUCUUCUGCGCACGCGGCACUAUACAGUCUUUGGCUUCUUCUGUCUUGUGCUGCUGCUGCGCGUGGCCGUGCCCGGCCACAGUCUGCAUGCGACGGACAAGUACCCGCUGCUGCUGUUUGGCACGGACAUUGCGCGCCAAGUGCUGCACCGCCUCGUGCGCCUCGACGUCUUUGUCGCUGCGCUUGUGGGUCUUGUCCUUCUGGACGAAGUCGAGCGGCUGCGCGCGCCGCCACGCCAUCGCAACCCAUCGCCCAUGCGCUCGUCCAUCGCGCCGCCGAGCGUGCACGGACUCGAACCAGUCGUCGUCGUCGCUCCGGUCAUUGCGGUUCAUGAGCCCAACUCGGAAGACGAACUCGACUCGUUCCGCCUCGAAGCGCUCGUCGAGAGCCUCCUCGAGUGUACCUCGAGCGACACGGGUGUCAACAUGGCUGCGUACCUUGACGUGUGCGCCGAGACGGCCAAGAUGCUCGUGCUCUUUGGGAAGGCGACGGCCUUUGCCGCAAGCACGGUCGCCGGCUACAUGAUUGCGAUCGACGCGAGCUUGUGCACGAACGCUACGCUCAUCGGUGAUGACGACGGCGGGUCACCGUGGCGUAGCCGCAAGCCGCCGCUUCGCCGUGUCAUCGGCAAUGAAGUCGUCGCCGGACUCGCGACUGUCGGCGGCAAGAAGACCCCGUCCGUAAGCCGUGGCGUCUUGCGGCUCUUGUGGUUCCUGGACUUUGUCGAGGCGACACUCCGCCUCUGCUUUGUCGAAGGCGACGUCGACGACCUCGGCCCGAGCAUGUCCAAAGCGUACGAGACGACGCUUGGCUCGCGUCAUCCGUGGCUCAUUCGCAAGGGCGUCAUGUCGGCGCUUGGGUCGGUGCCGAAGCGGUCGUCAAUUCUCACCGGCAUGGCCAACGGCAAGCCCGAAGCCGACGAGCUUUCGCGGCUCCAGAAGGCCCAAGAGCUCAUGAAGCGCGUGAUUGAUGACGUCCGAGGCGUCCUCGCCGACCACGAGCUCUUGGAUUUGAAGUAGCCAAUUAUAGAGAGUAGAGACGGAGGAUGGAGUGACGAUGCCUCGUCGAUCGAAGACGACGCUGGAUGACAAGACAUAUUAGACGUAAUAUCUGCAUUUUCAUGUACUCGGCAUGCACCAGAACAAGGAGCAUAAUGCGUUAAUGAGGCUUCAACAUGCAUGCAAGUA